GCGCAAAUGACGCUGCCGACGCGUGGGUGAUGACGUAGGGAGCCGCAGGGGUUGCCGGGAAGCCUGGGAUGGCGGAGCUGGAGCAGAAAGUGCAGCGCUAUGAGUCGUUUGUCUGGGACACUCUCCAUGUGGACCUGCGGAAGGUGCUGGAGAGCCGGGACGCCGUGUACGAGAAGAUCAGUCAGUACCUGCAAGUAAAGAACGUUAUUGAGAGGCUCCAGGAGCUGCCCCCCGAGGCGCUGCACACGCAGGUGGACCUCGGCUGUAACUUCUUUGUCAAUGCAGAAGUCCCCGACUUCUCUAAGAUCUUCCUGGCGUUGGGCUUCGGAUUCUACUUGGAGCUGACUCUGCCGGAGGCCCUGAAAUUCAUUGAGAGGAAAAACAAAAUGCUGACUGACAUAAGCAACACUUUGUCUAGAGACGCCGCAAGCAUUAAAGCCCACAUCAGGCUGGUCCUGGAGGGUCUGCGGGAGUUACAGGAGCUGCCAGAUGACGCAAAGGUGCCAAGUUAAAGGAGGGGUCACGUGCACACCACCAUGUUGUGUUUGGCUUUGGUUCCUGUACAGAUUGUGGCCCUGGCCAGGCUCCGGGGGCUGCCAUGUUACUGUAAAUAGUGAGUGUGACAAUAAAAGGCACUUGUGUGACACACUGAAAA
Molecule: messenger RNA, 655 nt
Organism: Xenopus laevis (African clawed frog)
Lineage: Eukaryota; Metazoa; Chordata; Amphibia; Anura; Pipidae
Gene: uxt.S
Product: protein UXT-like
Exons: 6
Coding region: 69-512 (147 amino acids)
Source: RefSeq, a predicted model, not a curated record